GAUCUCUACAUUGUAUGUGUAGAGUCCGUCAGUUUGUCACUUCGUUUCAUCAGUCGUUUGGUAAACACGAAGCAUAACAGACGUGUAGACAUCAGGUUUCAAAAGUGAAAUUUCGGUACGCGGUCACGUCUUACAAAUAAGCCAUGGUUGUCGCUGAAUAUUGGAAAGCGGACUACCUAUUCUGGGUAUUCCCCGCGAUGAUAGCCGCCGGCCUACUCAGCGGCAUCGGUCUACUACUUAUUCUACUCAGUAUUAAAUUCUACGCACGGUAUACUUGUGGGAUGUACAAACGAAAGACUAAAAUGGAUGGGAAGAUGGUUAUAAUAACUGGCUGCAACUCUGGUAUAGGCAAGGAGACUGCUAAAGACCUGGCCAUGAGAGGUGCAAGAGUUAUUAUGGCUUGUAGGAAUAUUGAAAUGGCUGAGAAGGUCAAAGAUGAAAUCAUCGAUAUAACGAAUAAUAAAAACGUAAUAGUGAAGAAAUUAGAUCUCAGUUCAUUCGCGUCUAUUCGCGCCUUCGCUCAAGACAUAAAUACUACUGAACCUCGUUUAGACGUCCUUAUCCACAACGCCGGUUACGCAGACCUUCUUAAAAAAAGAAAAUCAGCUGAUGAUAUUGAAUUAACACUGGCAACUAAUCAUUACGGACC
Papilio xuthus (Asian swallowtail) is the source of this 649-nucleotide messenger RNA. NCBI's taxonomy places the organism in Eukaryota, Metazoa, Arthropoda, Insecta, Lepidoptera, Papilionidae. The record is from RefSeq and is a predicted model, not a curated record.